AUGGGUAAGGCAAAAUUUCUGGCUGCUGAAGGAUGCGUUGAGUGGAAAUUUAAGAAGGCAAUUGGCCAAAGAAUAUGCCAACUUACUGCGACUGUGUGCACCUCUGAUAUAACCACUAAUGAUGGUACAAGAAAUUCAUGGAGAAACUCUAAACCACCCAUAUCGAUGCAAUUUAAUAUGGGUGGAUUCUCCACCAGUGGGUAUCGUGUAAUGUAUUUAAAAGUCGAAGAGCCAGUAUUAAAGUAUUCGACGGUCAAAACAGUGGAAUAUUCUUCUAGCGCUAAAAGCUAUGAAAUUAGAAUUUAG
This is a messenger RNA of Brettanomyces bruxellensis, 306 nucleotides long. RefSeq lists its product as uncharacterized. Gene Ontology annotation, molecular function: clathrin-cargo adaptor activity. The transcript has a single exon. NCBI's taxonomy places the organism in Eukaryota, Fungi, Ascomycota, Pichiomycetes, Pichiales, Pichiaceae. The record is from RefSeq and is a predicted model, not a curated record. Gene Ontology annotation, cellular component: AP-2 adaptor complex; cytoplasmic vesicle. The coding region runs from base 1 to 306 and encodes 101 amino acids. Gene Ontology annotation, biological process: clathrin-dependent endocytosis.